GCCGGCGAGCGCAGCCCGGGACCGAGCGGGGCGGAGCGGCUGGCGGGGCCGGCGGCGGCUGGAGCGAGAGCGCGACGCGACGCGACCGCGGCUUCCCGAGCUCCGCCUGGCCGCCCAGCGCCGCAGCCCGCCCGAGGCCUGGAGGGGUCCGGGCCGGCGUCCAUGGUCGCGGCGUCCUGAGGCGGGGGACGCGCCCGGUGCCCCCAGCCCUCCUCCUCCUCCUGUCCGGCGGGCGGCCUCCUCCGCCGCCUCCCUGCGCCCGCCCGCCGCCUCCCUCCCUCCCUCCUUCCCUGCGGCUCCCCCGGCUUUCGGGAGCCCGGGGGCGGCCUGUGGCGCGCCGAGCCCGCGCCGGACUGCGCUUCUUUGGACCUUGAGGGGAAACAUGCGUUUGGCUUGGAUCGUUUUAAAUUCUUAGUUUGGGAUCCCCGCCCGCCUGCCUCUUCCGCCCCGCGGGUUUUCUUUUCUUUUUUCUUUUUUUUCCUUUUUUUCCUCCCGGUCUCCUUUUUGACUCCCUCCCCCUUUAUGCUCGCCCAACCCUCCCCCCGCUGCUGAGAAGUGGGGGAGGGUCUCGGCCUCCAGGUUCCCGCCCCACCGGGGCCCGGGCGAGCAUGGGGGGCAAGCAGAGCACGGCGGCCCGCUCCCGGGGCCCCUUUCCGGGGGUCUCCACCGAUGACAGCGCCGUGCCCCCGCCGGGAGGGGCGCCCCACUUUGGGCACUACCGGGCGGGCGGCGGGGCCAUGGGGCUGCGCAGCCGCUCAGUCAGCUCAGUGGCGGGCAUGGGCAUGGACCCCAGCACGGCCGGGGGGGUGCCCUUUGGCCUCUACACCCCCGCCUCCCGGGGCACCGGCGACUCGGAGAGGGCGCCCGGCGGCGGAGGGUCUGCGUCCGACUCCACCUAUGCCCAUGGCAAUGGUUACCAGGAGACCGGCGGCGGUCACCAUAGAGACGGGAUGCUGUACCUGGGCUCCCGAGCCUCUCUGGCGGAUGCUCUACCUCUGCACAUCGCACCCAGGUGGUUCAGCUCGCACAGUGGUUUCAAGUGCCCCAUUUGUUCCAAGUCUGUGGCUUCUGAUGAGAUGGAAAUGCACUUUAUAAUGUGUCUGAGCAAACCUCGCCUCUCCUACAAUGAUGAUGUGCUGACGAAAGACGCGGGUGAGUGUGUGAUCUGCCUGGAGGAGCUGCUUCAGGGGGACACGAUAGCCAGGCUGCCCUGCCUGUGCAUUUAUCACAAAAGUUGCAUAGAUUCAUGGUUUGAAGUGAACAGAUCUUGUCCAGAACAUCCCGCGGACUGACCCUGCUGGGCUUGCUUGCUGACUCCUCUCAAAGGGACAGCCAGCCCCCGUUCCUGAGAGGAGGCAUCGGACACGGGCAGAGCUGAGCUGGGGACACCAGUGGGAACAGGGCACCCCUUCUGCACUGACUUCCAGAGAAUGGUUCUCCCUUUCUCCCUGAGGACACCAAAUUGGAUGAGAGCGAGUUUGAGAGAAGAAUCAACUGCUAUCUUUCCCCUCAGCCCUCCUCCCAGGAGGGAAAGGGCAUUUUCUUUUACACCUUUGAAAGGCAUUGUGGGUCUGUCUAAAGUGUUUACAAAAAAAAAAAAAAAAAUUAUAAAAAAAAAAA
Molecule: messenger RNA, 1620 nt
Organism: Lontra canadensis (Northern American river otter)
Lineage: Eukaryota; Metazoa; Chordata; Mammalia; Carnivora; Mustelidae
Gene: ZNRF1
Product: zinc and ring finger 1
Source: RefSeq, a predicted model, not a curated record